Molecule: messenger RNA, 1388 nt
Organism: Ciona intestinalis (vase tunicate)
Lineage: Eukaryota; Metazoa; Chordata; Ascidiacea; Phlebobranchia; Cionidae
Source: RefSeq, a predicted model, not a curated record
CUCUAUUCUUUUUUUUGUGAAGAAAACAUAAUUUCCAUUGGCUUUGUUUAUUACUCAAGCUUACAUUAGUGGUGUAUACGUAGUUUCAACGAUGGCACUUUGGACGCAAAACCCAGAAAAGGCGAAUUAUGUCAAUUCAUAUUUCGCCGGCAUGAGUUCAAUGGCAACCAGGAUAAUUGAACGAAAGGAAUCCAUUAAAUUGUCAUACGGCGAAGAACGUUGGAACAACAUUUCCUGCUCUGAGCAAGAAAAGAUGUUGGAUAAAUACAUUAUAACUCCAGAUGCGAGUUCCAGGUACAAAUCAGUUACCUCUGAAAUGGCACCAUUAGAGCACGUUGAGAGGGUGUUCCCCACACUUAUUAUGCGCAGUGGACAGACUAUUGUUAAGCGGAUGGAUGACGCUAAGAAUGAGGAAAUAUGUUUCAAAGAUGAACAUUCUGAUCCAUUCUGUUGGGAAACAAGGAGCCAAAUGAACAUGGUUAUGCCUCCUCCUGUGGCAAGGAAAGUUACGACUCCUGUUAAGAUAAAAACGCAAAUCAAAUGAAGGGAAAACAAACACGACAAACAUGAAAGUUGUGAAUGCGACCAUAUCAGCUAAUGGUGUUUCUACUUUAUCUGACGUAACUAAUUCAUCAAACAAUGAUAAACACGAAGAAGUAAAGAAAUUAGCUCCUACUAAACUCAAAUAUGUUUCUUCAUCAACAAACCAGAGUCGUACGAACCGAAACAACAAUCAAACACAUCAGUCAACUACAGAAGCAGCACGUUUAUACAGCUUACCCACUAAAGAUCACACCCAGUCAUCUAGUUAUCAGAAGAACAAAUCUUCCAGGAUUAACCCAAGAGCUUCCCUUACUCUUGAUGAUACUGAACAACUUAACGCUGAAGAUACUCCAGGUGCGAUUAGGAACCUGGAGGUUGCACUGCAGGAACAAAAUAAAUAUGUGGAGAUGAAUAAAAUGAAAGUGGCGCGACAAUAUAGCAACACAAGAACAUCUAGUAAUCCAGAUACAUACAAGAUGACAGAUGACGUAUCUUCUUGUGAACAAAAAUCAUUAAGUGCAAGUGAAGAAUGUUCCCCCCUGCUUAAAAGAUCAGAGAUUGCAGUCGUAGACACAACUUCUGUAAGGAAAUCUGGAUAUGAUUUUUUGGACAACUGGUGAAAAAUCUACCGCGAAUAUUUGGUUUUGUAUCAAAAGUAAUGGAUGGAGUCGCUGUAAGGAUUUUAUUCAUUGGUGCUUCCAACUGCUUCUGUGUUUUCUUGCUGCCUAAUUGUUUUUACUUAUCGUGAUUUAUAUGUGCUGUUAAUAUGGUGCUGAAAUAUCUCAGCAAAUUUCUAAUGGUUUCUACAUCGGUUUUUAUAAAACUAAAAGCUUUUCUAUUUUUAU